AUGUCUCAUCUAAACGAUUACGCCAACAACUACAUCCGCACUGGUGAGCCUCCAAUCUCUUAUAUCACCAAUUUGGAGAAGCCUGAGAAAUCCUAUCCUAAGCUUGAGCAACUCAAAAUCUUGAAACAAAAACAAGUUGACCAGUAUGCCACCAAAAGUUUCGGGGCUCGAGUACUGACAGAGGACAUCGUACCUACGCUCAAUCGUUGGGUUCUGGAAGAGGUCAAGUUUGAUGUGGUGAUGGUAGGGGCUCUUGUUGAAAACCACUUCAUUGAAACUUUACUACAAACCCUCCCCGUUGCCCGUCUUUUGGCUAGACCGGGCUAUUUCUUCGUUUGGGCUACAACGAAGCAAAUCGAGACUCUCACCAAAGUGUUACAACAACCAAACUUUGCCGGUAAGUUUCGACGGCUGGAGGAAUUAGCGUUUUUACCGUUGAAUCAACUGCUGCCUUAUUAUCCUCAUUUUGAGAACUUGUCAUCCGAUAACACUCUCCAACACACCCAUUGGCAUUGCUGGAUGUGUAUCACCGGUACAGUCAGGCGGAGGGAUCACCACCACUUGAUUCAUUGUAAUGUCGACACUGAUUUACAGAUUGAGCUGACCUUUGAAGGUGGUUGCGUACCUGAAGCCAUCUACAAACUCAUCGAAAACUUCAGCAACUCCACUCGCCGGCUUCACAUCAUACCCACGCCGGUGGGUAGCGACCGCCACGUGAAGAUGCGGCGAGGCUGGGUCAUGAUGGGCCCCGAUGUGAUGCUCGACAAUUUUACGUCUACGACAUAUUUAAAGGAGAUCAAGAAACAUUCUCAAGUCAAAGAGGCCGGAGCGACAACAGGUUCCGGCAAGCAGACGUAUUUCUUAGUCCCCAUGACGCCGGAAAUUGAAACCUUAAGGCCAAAGAGUCCUCUGUUAGAAAUCAGGCGCUAG
Diutina rugosa is the source of this 930-nucleotide messenger RNA. RefSeq names its product Kar4p (gene KAR4). The transcript has a single exon. Gene Ontology annotation, cellular component: nucleus; RNA N6-methyladenosine methyltransferase complex. The record is from RefSeq and is a predicted model, not a curated record. NCBI's taxonomy places the organism in Eukaryota, Fungi, Ascomycota, Pichiomycetes, Serinales, Debaryomycetaceae. Gene Ontology annotation, molecular function: mRNA binding. Bases 1 to 930 code for a protein of 309 amino acids.